GGUCGCACUACCUAGCCCACCUUUUUACCAGACAUGAUGCCAGACGCGCCCGUCGAGGCUGCCAUUGUGCACGACACCAUGGCACAUGUGCCAAUCGUCGUCGAGCCACCCGGGGAUGCAGAAGAGCGCGGCCGCCUGAAGCGACGCAGGCAUUCAUCUCUGCACUCUCCACGCCGUGCAUCCUCUCCAUCGCGCGGCCACGACCGCACCAGCGGCUCCCGCUAUCGAGAUCACCACCGCAAGCACCACCGUCCAUCGUCGCCUCCGUCGUCCAGGUCGCCAGCCUCUUCAACGCAAAAGAAGACGCGGCGCAGCAGCGAUGGCGAGGCGGACCAUACCUUCAGAGGCCGGGCGCGCAACCGGAGCAUCAGCAGGGCAAUGACGCGGAGCCUGAUUCUGGAAGACGAAAACGCGUGCACGGAGAGCGAGGACGAUGGCAAGAGGUUCCGGAGGAGGAGCCCCCCGCCCAGUCGGCACCGGGCGAACGAGACGGAGCUGGGGGGCGAGGUGCGGCGGCAGAGGAGCUAUCCAAACCUCUACAAGGUAGACAGGAGGGAUUCAAAGGGCGACCAGGUGGGUAUUGUGGGAUCUGCUACGGCUACAUAAGUCACGGCGGCGCCCCACCCCACCGCUGACGAACAGCACUAGCAUGUUCGCCUAUGCAGUCAUGUGCAUACGGACGGCAAUGGUUUGAGCAUGGCGUUAUGGGGCUGUGUGUUUCUGCUUGGUAUCAUGGAUGAUGCGGAUGUGGACGAGGGCGAGGACCAUAGUACACGGUGUAAUCUCAUCAUGGCGUCUGGCGUUUGCCAC
Messenger RNA from Exserohilum turcica Et28A, 810 nucleotides. RefSeq lists its product as uncharacterized. The transcript has a single exon. The coding region runs from base 34 to 606 and encodes 190 amino acids. The record is from RefSeq and is a predicted model, not a curated record. Lineage: Eukaryota; Fungi; Ascomycota; Dothideomycetes; Pleosporales; Pleosporaceae.